GAAGGAUAGAAAUGGAGGAAUACCUUCCUCCUCCCCCACUUCGUUUCUCCGCUCUUUUUGUCCCGUUUUAUCUCUGUUUUCCUCCACUCUCCUUUAAAAAGGAAAAGAGAAAGCCGGUGGCGCUUGUUGACAGUCCGAGAGAGAGAUCCCUGCGAGCUCAGGGCGGGAUCUGCAGACUGGUGAAGGGACGCCAUUGCUUCUGGGGAACGGUUUUGAACGUGGAUGUGUCCGCCUCUAGUGUUAGCCAAAUGAAGGCACAUCUCCUUUACAAAUUGCUGUCCUCAAGUUCAGAGCGCUUCUUUUCACUGACGAGAGAAAUUAAGUUUAAUUAGUUGAGAAUGUCAGUGCAAUCUACACGCGAUGGAUUUACCUCGCAUGAAGCCACUGUCCAAGAGCGGCUCCGCCACAGCUGGGAUGACGCGGCUCUCAACCCCUACGCAAACCGGCUUAGGUAGGAGGCGGAGACGGGGGCGGCACCUGGGGAAGGAACCGUAUCAAGCGCGCCAAGCAGGCAGGAAGGCGCUAACGGAUAAAUCCGAGGCCUCUCGGCCACUGAGAUCAACGGGAGCAUGGCUGGUGACAGCGAGCAGAGGCUGCAGGGCCGCGGCCAGACCAGCAGCGGGGUUGGUAGCGGCGGGGGUGAGCCUUUCCUCAUCGGGGUUAGCGGGGGAACCGCCAGCGGAAAGUCCUCUGUCUGUGCCAAAAUUGUCCAACUGCUGGGACAGAAUGAAGUAGACCAUUGCCGGAAACAGGUGGUGAUUCUGAGCCAGGACAGUUUCUACCAUGUACUUAGCACAGACCAAAAAGCGAAAGCUCUCAAGGGCCAGUUCAACUUUGACCACCCAGAUGCCUUUGACAAUGUGCUGAUUGCCAAAACUCUUAGGGAGAUCUUAGAGGGGAAAACAGUUCAGAUACCCGUUUAUGACUUCGUCUCUCAUUCACGCAAAGAAGAGACUGUAACUGUGUACCCUGCGGAUGUAGUGCUAUUUGAGGGCAUCCUGGCCUUCUACAACCAAGAGGUCCGGGACCUAUUUCAGAUGAAGCUCUUUGUAGACACAGAUGCAGACACCCGGCUCUCCCGCAGAGUUCUCCGAGACAUCAGUGAGCGAGGCAGGGAACUAGAACAGAUCUUAUCUCAGUACAUUACAUUUGUCAAGCCCGCCUUUGAAGAAUUCUGCUUGCCUACCAAGAAGUAUGCUGAUGUGAUUAUCCCGAGGGGGGUGGACAAUCUUGUGGCCAUCAACCUGAUUGUGCAGCACAUCCAGGACAUCCUGAAUGGAGGCUUUGGCAAGCGCCAGCCCAAUGGAUACCUGGAUGGCUACACUGCUCCCUGCCAGCAGCAGCACUCAGAAUCAAGCAGCAGACCACAUUGACUUCAGAGCUGCACUGAAUGUUCUUUACCCCAGCCCUGUAUUGAAGGCCACACACACAGGUGCACAGACAUACUCGCAGGGGUUGAUGGGUGAUCCUCUGUCUGCUGGAGAAAUUGAUGGGUCUGUGCAAUUGAUGGAACUUUGGCUUCCAUGGCCAGAUUUUGCCUGCUUCUGAUGGUUCUCCUUCAAACUCCAACACAGAGCAAUAAAGGAUGCCGAUGAUUUCUAGA
Molecule: messenger RNA, 1603 nt
Organism: Rhineura floridana
Lineage: Eukaryota; Metazoa; Chordata; Lepidosauria; Squamata; Rhineuridae
Gene: UCK2
Product: uridine-cytidine kinase 2
Exons: 7
Coding region: 570-1373 (267 amino acids)
Cellular component (GO): cytoplasm; cytosol
Molecular function (GO): ATP binding; kinase activity
Source: RefSeq, a predicted model, not a curated record